This is a messenger RNA of Chlorella variabilis, 321 nucleotides long. RefSeq lists its product as hypothetical. The record is from RefSeq and is a predicted model, not a curated record. The transcript has 3 exons. NCBI's taxonomy places the organism in Eukaryota, Viridiplantae, Chlorophyta, Trebouxiophyceae, Chlorellales, Chlorellaceae. The annotation marks the transcript as partial.
AAUGUCGAUGUGCAGGGUGCCAGCGAGCUGGUCAAGGGCGGAGUGAAGUAUGUGGAUGUGCGGACGGCAGAAGAGUAUGCUGCCGGCCACCCUGCGGGUGCUGCCAACGUGCCCGUGUUUGUGAAGCAGGGCGGAGGGAUGGCGCCCAAUCCCGACUUUCUAAAGCAGUUCGAGGCGGCCUGCCCCGACAAGGCUGCCCAGGUGUGCGUUGGCUGCCAGUCCGGCAAGCGCAGCGAGGCGGCAGCGCGCAUGUUGGCAGAUGCGGGGUUCAGCGGCGUGGUGAACAUGGAGGGAGGGUUCUCGGGUGAGUUGCGCAUGUAG